GCGGGGCCACGCUGCCCGCCCCACCCCCUUGUUUCAGUUGCCCCCAGGCCGGGCUCUAGCGCGCGCCGGGGCCCGCGUGCCCUCAGCGGGCUGUGCUGCGCGCGAGCCGCUCGGGGCUGGGCAUGCUGGGAGCCGCUCGGGAAACCGUCGCCGCCGCCGCCGCCGCCGCCGCCACCACCGCCACCCGCGGUGGGAGUCCCUGAGGCGCGGAGAUGAAAUUCCCGGUCUCGGUGAUCGCGUCCGUGCUCCUGUUCGUGGCCGAGACGACGGCGGCGCUCUACCUGAGCAGCACCUACCGCUCCGCAGGGGACCGCAUGUGGCAGGUGCUGACGCUGCUCUUCUCCUUGAUGCCCUGCGCCCUGGUGCAGUUCACACUCCUCUUCGUCCACCGCGACCUCAGCCGCGAUCGUCCCCUGGUGCUGCUCAUGCACCUGCUCCAGCUCGGGCCCCUGUACAGGUGUUGUGAAGUCUUUUGCAUCUACUGUCAAUCCAACCAGAAUGAAGAACCUUAUGUGAGCAUCACUAAGAAACUACAGAUGCCAAAAGAUGGCCUUUCAGAGGAGGUUGAGAAAGAGGUCGGCCAAGCAGAAGGAAAGCUUUUUACUCACCGUUCUGCAUUCAGUCGGGCAUCAGUGAUACAGGCUUUCCUAGGCUCUGCCCCACAACUGACCCUACAACUGUAUAUAACUGUCUUGGAGCAGAACAUCACUACUGGAAGAUGCUUCAUCAUGACCUUGUCCCUGCUGUCUAUUGUCUAUGGUGCCUUACGCUGCAACAUCUUAGCCAUCAAAAUCAAGUAUGAUGAAUAUGAGGUCAAAGUCAAACCCCUGGCCUAUGUCUGUAUCUUCCUCUGGAGAAGCUUUGAGAUUGCCACUCGGGUCAUUGUCUUGGUCCUCUUUACCUCUGUCCUGAAGAUCUGGGUGGUGGCAGUCAUACUUGUCAACUUCUUCAGCUUCUUCUUGUACCCCUGGAUCCAUUUCUGGUGCAGUGGCUCCCCAUUCCCCGAGAACAUAGAGAAGGCCCUAAGUAGGGUGGGUACCACCAUCGUGCUCUGUUUCCUCACUUUACUCUAUGCUGGCAUCAACAUGUUCUGCUGGUCAGCUGUCCAGCUGAAAAUCGACAACCCGGAGCUCAUCAGCAAGUCCCAGAACUGGUACCGGCUGCUGAUUUACUACAUGACAAGAUUCAUCGAGAACUCUGUCCUCCUGCUCCUGUGGUAUUUCUUUAAAACUGACAUAUACAUGUAUGUGUGUGCACCUCUGUUGAUUUUGCAGCUGCUCGUUGGGUACUGCACUGGCAUUCUCUUCAUGCUUGUGUUCUAUCAGUUUUUCCACCCUUGCAAAAAGCUUUUCUCCUCCAGUGUUUCUGAAAGCUUUAGGUCAAUUCUCAGGUGUUCCUGUUGGUCUGCCCUGAGGAGAAAAUCCACAGAGCCAGUAGGAAGGAUAGACACAGACUUAAAGGCAUGCACAGAGGAAUAUGUAAUGCCUUCUACCAGUAAAAUGACUCCCAAGACUGAGAUUUGGACUGCUGUUGAUCUGUGCUCUGCUUAAUGGAACCUGAGGCUUCUUACAGACUUCAGACACAUUAUGAGCCCUGCACAGGGACUAAGGCAGGAAGUUAACUGUCAGUUCCCUGUGAGCUGCUACCUUUUAUAUAGAUUUGAUGCAAUUUUGGGAGCACUAGGGAAGCCUACUACCCCACAGUUUGUUUCACAUUUGACUCUGUUAUGUUCUUGCAGCCUUACUAGCCAUUUCAUUGAUUGACACAGUAUCCCUUAAGUUUUAGUUGAGCUAGUCAUACUCAUCAGGUAUAAUGAAGAGACAUACUUGUUUUCUAGUUCCUAGCCUGUUGUCUCAAUAGCCUGAUGCUUUACUACUACUGAAUACAGCUUUAUACAAGAGUCUCCAUGAUAGCUGGAAUAGGUUACUAGGGAUUUUACAACAUUGUUCCAAUUGUAGCUUACAGGAGAGCUAUUUAAGUUUGUUUUAUCAGUAUGUUCCAUUUUCACCUCAGUAAGACUUUUUGUAUAUAACCAACUGUAACCACUCUAGCAUGCAAUGUGCAUUUUGUUUCAAGGGCCUAGAUUUGGAGACUUUAUUCUCUAGGAUCCAUUGGUACAGUUACUUAGGAAAGCCAUGUUUCAUUCCACAUGUUGAGGAAAGUAGGGAUCAGGAUGGAUUGGGACAAUUGUUAGAACAUCAAAAUAACAGAAGCUCAUACAAAUAUCUAAAUGUUUAAAGAUGUGAAUUGGUUAGAAAGUAGGCUUAAUUAUCCUCAUAACUCAGUCUUGUCCUAUAAUUCUGAAAAUUUUCCAGUAGAAUUUUCUAAGAUUAAUAUUUUAACAAGGAAGAAAAUAAAACUAAUAGUUUUCAUCCCCAUCUCCCCCUUCCUGGAGUGUCGGAAAGUUUUUAACCUCAGUGCAUUUGCUGUUGUUUCUACAAAGCCCUAUAGAAAUGUCUUCCCCGAUGCAACUACACAGGACACUUUAUCUUCCACAAUUUUAAGAAGAAGUGUUUUCCUCACUACCACCCUUAGAAAUGUUGACCUUAGAAACUUUCUAAGUUAUAGAAAGUAAUGAAAUGAUCAGAAGUUUUUGUUCCUCAUGAAAUCCAUUUUGACAUGAUAGCAGUUAAUUUUAAUGAGGUCUUCAGUUUUCCCCUCCACACCAUUUCAUCUAAUGAAUAAUUUCUCUCUGAUUUGGCACUAUUUAUUUUAAUUUAAAAAGGUUGAAUAGAAUAUUAUCAGUAGUCUGACAGAAAUGCCAGCAAGCAGCGCUAUGAUUUCUACUACUAAAUGUGGAUAAUGAAAUGUCUACAAACAAGUGAUCAUGAAAUCCACACCAACUUAACAUGAGAAUUGUAACAAAAUUUAAUGCAUUUUCAAAGGUACCUCUAUUUGUGAUUCUAUGGAAUAGAAUACAUAUUUACUUUUCUGACCACCUUAAUACAUAAAACACAUUUAUCUGGUCAUCACAGUCCUCAUAAUUGCUUUUUAAAAACUCUCUUGGUAUCAAAUUGAUGAGUAAUUUCAUAAACAAAUGAACAUUCAGUUUGGUAACUAUUUUACUAUACUAGAGGAUUCAUAAAAUAGUAAGGAUUCUUUGAUGUGUCAUUUGCACUGUUAAUGUUUUUACCAUUUUGUAUGCACAUGCUUCAGUAAAGUUCUGAACCACAGAGCAUCUGUUUUCCUUCCUGAAAUAUUUUUCCUCAUUUGUAAUUCUUCUGUUUUACCAGGAUUUGUGGUUUACCUAUAUGAUAAUGCAUAGGCAGUACAUCCUUUUUGACUACUUUUAACAUAUAAAAGUCAAAUUGAUGUUUGUCUCUGUUUUCUGUUGACCCCUGUAUCACUUUUCCUGUUUUUAAUAGUAUACAUUAUCAAAGUGAUACUUUAUAUGACAGAUACUUCUUUGUAUUUUUCUUGCUCAGAGGUACAAAACUGUUGAAAAUAUAUAACAAGUACAGGGAAAAAAAGCUUAAGAUUCUAAAGCACUCCUGUUUUGGUUAUUUCCUAGUUUAAGAAGUCCACGAUGAUUCAGAGGGUAGGAAGAGCAUCCCUCGGUCAUCCCAAACUGUUUUUCUCUGUCAAAUCAUUUCCUUAUGUUUACAGGCAGCAGGUGUUUUCAGUCUUUAAUGUGAAGGACAUCCUUUUCUUGAAGCUUUCCAGUGACUAAGGGUAGAAGUGGUACCCAUUUCCAAUUUCAGGUCAUGCUUUGAGAGUGAGACUAGCGUCACUUUGACACUUCCUAGGCAGGUUCAGAAUUAGACAAGGGUAAGGAUACUUGUAUUUUUCCAGCCUUGGUUUAGAAGCAGGACCUAAAAAUACUUUUAAACUCUUAAUUUUCAAAUAUAUUGUAAGCCCUUUUACCUUAGUCAGUUGGCAAGCAUCUUGAAUGACCUCAAAGCAAACUAGCCGUGAUAAACUAUCAGACACCAAAGGCCCAGGUCACGCUUUAUAAAGACAGGUGUUUUUAUUUUUUAUUUUUAGCUAAUUAGAUACUAUUUCAGUCUCUUGGUAAGUAGGCAUUUUCCCUGUGCAGUCCCGUAAGCUUACUUAAUUAUUCUAUGCCUCCAUUUCCUAACAUACCAAAUUAACAUGACACACUAUUCCAACUUACCUCACAAACUUGUUGGAAAGAUUCCAUUAAGUAAUAGAUACAAAAAUAUUUCAAAGUACCACAAAGAGUUAUUAUAUUAUUCAAGUCCAUAAGGUGGUUAUUGUUUGUGGUUUUGUUCUGUUGUUUUCCUGGCUGAAAUGACAUAAGUAGUUUCAUACACAUCAGUCUUUAGUGAAUGUACAGGUCUUUGGGCUUCUCUGCAGUUGCCUUCUCUUACCAUCAGUUGAUUACAAACUUUAGUACUCAGGGCAUACACAAUGGCUCAGUGGGGAAAGGUUCGUGCCACCAAACCCAACAACCCAACUUCCAUCCUCGGCACCUACAUGGUCUAAGGAAAGAAACAGUUCCCACAGCUGUCUGAUUUCUAAAAGCAAACUAUGGUGCAUGUAUGCGCGUACACAGACUCACACACUUACAAAAUAAAAACAUUAAAAAUAGCCCCUAAGCCCUUAGUGCUUGAUGAGAAAAAAAAAAAAAAAAAACCAGUGGAUCUCACAAAGUGCUUCUGAAAGCAAAUAAGUUUAUUGUCUUGAUAUUAUCCUUUAUAAAGAAUGUAACAGCAUCUUUUGAUAAUUGUACAUUACAACGUAAAUGGCUGAUUUGAAGCAUUAAUUAAAUGUGAAUGUAAUCUGUACAAUUUUGUAAAUGGGAAAAUAAGCUUAGUAUUAAUUGUCUUGAAAAAUGCAGCAUUUCCUUGGCAUUAGCAUGGUUCUAUAUGCCAGUGCAUCUCAGCCAGUGAAUUGUGGGUACUUUUGUGGACUGCUUCUCAGAGUCAUUGACUCAAAUGUUUAUGUGUCUUCAUAUAAUAAAUUAAUUUUUUAAAUUUU
Molecule: messenger RNA, 4941 nt
Organism: Mastomys coucha (southern multimammate mouse)
Lineage: Eukaryota; Metazoa; Chordata; Mammalia; Rodentia; Muridae
Gene: Xk
Product: X-linked Kx blood group
Exons: 3
Coding region: 213-1550 (445 amino acids)
Cellular component (GO): membrane
Source: RefSeq, a predicted model, not a curated record